This is a messenger RNA of Populus nigra (black poplar), 2817 nucleotides long. RefSeq lists its product as uncharacterized. The record is from RefSeq and is a predicted model, not a curated record. The transcript has a single exon. The coding region runs from base 80 to 2548 and encodes 822 amino acids. Lineage: Eukaryota; Viridiplantae; Streptophyta; Magnoliopsida; Malpighiales; Salicaceae.
CAACCUAAAGUAAAUAAGUGCUUCCUUAAUUUAUGCAUAAAAGAAAAAAAACACAGCACACCAGCUCGACCCCAUUCCAAUGGCUUCGUCUCCAACUCUCCCUCAAGAUUCAACCCCAGCCCCAAAUACUCUCUCACAAAACCCUAACAACACAAACCCAGAUCAAAUUCAACAAACAUUACCUGAUGAUGAUGAUGAUGAUACCCAAUUCCCCAAAACCCUAACCCUUGAAAUCCCGAACCCUAACUCACAAGAAGAUGACCCAACUAACCAAAACCAUGACGACUUCGAAGACCUCACCCUCUUCUCUCCCACCACAACCACCACCACCACCACCUCCCGUCGUGCUGGGGGUGGACGGAAAAGCAGGAAGGCUAACCAAAAACGACGUGUACAGGUUAAAAAGUCUGAAAAAAAGCUUGAAACUUUAAGCCAAACCCUAAAUCCAAUCCCCUUUGUACCCAACAAAAUCCUCGACCUCGCUUCACAUGAAACCCUUUUAAAAAAAUUGGGUUUGUGGGAAUUUGUGCAUUUGCAAUUUGAUACUAAUAUUCGUGCUGAUUUGCUAGCACAAUUGAUUGCUGGUUAUAAUCCUGCGAUGCGGGGUAGUUAUGUUAAUGAGGUUAAGAUCAUGGUCAAUCGUGCUGAUUUAGGGCGUGCUUUGAAGUUACCGGUGAAGAAAGAGAAAGGUAGUGGAGGUGAUGGUGCAUCUGAGGUUACGGAGAGUGCGGAAUCAAUUGGGUUUAUAGAGGAGUUGGUGUCAAAUUGGAUUUUGUUACAUGAGGAUACUUGGAUGAUGCCGCCAGAUAUAUUGAACUGGAUUAAAUUGAUUAAAGAAGGGAACUUUGACAAAUUGGAUUGGGCUGGAAUGAUUUGGUAUAUGGUAGAGAAAGAGUUGAAUGCGGAACCUGGUUUAGGAAAUUGUUAUUAUGCGUCGCAUUUGCAGUGUUUGAUAAAGUGCCAGAGAGAGGAGUUGUUGAAGGAGGGAAGUCUUAAAAUGGAGAUUGAUGUUAAGGAUGAUGAAGAUGAUGAGGGUGCGAAGAUGGAGCAGAGUGUGAUGAUGGAAGAGGGUGUGGAGAUGGGUGAGGAGUUUAGGGGUGAAUCAUUUGUGUUAGAGGAGCAUAGAAUUGAGUUGAGUCUUGGAGGGAUGGAUAAUGCAGGGAAGGAAGAGGUGGAGAAUGUGGGUGAUGAGGAUGUGAUGGAUUUUGAGGAGAGGAAAGAGGAAGAAGAUCAGGGUCAGUGGGAAAAGAUCAGUAUGGAUGGGCAUUAUCUGCAGCCAUGUGGUAGUUUUAGUCAAGUUGCGGGAAUGGAAUUUGAGGAAGAGAGGAAACAGCAGGAUGAGGUGGAGGGAGAGGAAGAGGGGAAGGGAGGAGAGGAAGGAGAGGAAGAGGAAGGGGAGGAGGACGAAGAGGAGGGGGAGGACGACGAUGAUAUUGGUUUCCAUAUCGCAGCCAGAGGGAAUAUUUUGGAGGGCCUAAGCUCUGAGAAUCUUCUUGAGGUGAUGGGAGCAGCUCAAGUUCCUUUUAGUUCAGGUGUCCAAAUUCAUGAUAAUGUAUCUUCCAGGGAAUUUCUCGUUUCUAGGGUUGAUACAGAGACAAUUCCAGGUGGUUCUUCAAUUUUUGGUAAUGUUGGUGGAAGCAAGAGGGUGAUUGAGCAUCUUCAGAGUGAUAUACCGCAUCACUCACUUAAUGGUGGUAAUAAGAGGAUGCGGAGUGAUGGGCAUUGGGAUGCAAAGCCAUAUUCGGACUUUGAUAGUUUUGAGGAGGAGAUGCAGCAUAUGAUGGGAAAAGCCAGAAUGAUGAUGGAGGAAAAGGAGCAGUCAUGUCAGGAAAUGAGUAUGCAUCAACAGGUGUUGUAUAAUGAGUUGCAGCAGCGUGAAAACUUCAUUCAGCAGUUGCAGAAGACCAAGAUGGAAGAGCAGCGGAAGAGCCAGUUGGAGGUUUAUAGGCUUGAACGUGAAUUGUAUAUGAUGGGAAAUCUUUUAGAGGGCUAUAGAAAGGCGUUGAAGGAGACACACAAGGCAUUUUCUGAAUACAGAGCAAGAUGCCAACUACCUGAAGAACCGAUUUAUAAGGAUACUGGGUCUGGUGGUCUUGUUUUGAGCACCAUGGAGUUGGAGAAGCAGCGCUUGAAGCAAGAGGAAGAAGAAAGGCUAAACCGUGUAUUUCUCGAGAAGUUGGUUAAGGAAUUUGAAGCAGAGUGCAUUCCUAAAUUUGAAGGAUAUGAGAAUACUGUUAAGUUGCUGAGUGACAAGUUACUGGUUGUUGGGGAAAAAUUCAAUCUCUUGAAGGAAAUGUCUGGAAAGCGAAAGGUGUCAGAGAUGUCAGAAUGUGUUGCCACUGAGGACUGCAAUACAGCUAAAGAAUCUGUUCCAACUGAGGAAUGUGUUUCAGCUGAAGAAUCAGCUGUAGUACAGGCUCCUGCCGAAGAAUCUGUUCCAGUUGUAGCACAGGCUUCUGCCCCUGCCGAAGAAUCUGUUCCAGUUGUAGAACGUGCUCCUGCUGAAGAAUGUGAUCCAAUGGAAGAAUGUGUUCCAACAGAAGGAUGAAUUGCUCUCAAGUCUGUUUUGACUUUGAAGAUGUAGGUAAAGGAGAGCUCUUUUACGUAAGCUGAUACAGCUUUUGACAUAUCGUAGUCUAAUAUAUGUUCUGAAAGUUUUGUAUUAAGUACCUUUUAGAAUUGAAGCUUCAUGUCACAUAGUUUGCUUACAUUUUCUUUUUAACUUCAAAUGUGGUAUGCGUUUGAGCAAUGCUAUGUACUGAUACCACAACUAUUUCCACUCAUCUGAUUUAUCAAUAAUAUGUUAAUUUCAUUGUC